This is a messenger RNA of Conger conger (European conger), 753 nucleotides long. RefSeq names its product cytosolic iron-sulfur assembly component 2A (gene ciao2a). Bases 77 to 562 code for a protein of 161 amino acids. The transcript has 5 exons. Lineage: Eukaryota; Metazoa; Chordata; Actinopteri; Anguilliformes; Congridae. The record is from RefSeq and is a predicted model, not a curated record.
CGAAAGCUGGACUGUCAAAGUCACAGGCUCGCAGGCAUAUCUUCGGAAGCAUCUUGACUAUGGCGCAAAUUGAAAAAUGGAAAUAGUGUCUGGUCUGGUGUCUUAUACAGUAUCCAAGGUUUUGCAGCUCUCCAGAAUUUCUCAACACAAGAAUGCACAAACCAACAAAAAGAUGGAAGAGAAAGCACUAGAAGUUUAUGACGUGAUUCGUACUAUUCGGGACCCGGAGAAACCCAACACACUAGAAGAGCUGGAUGUGGUGUCUGAGAAAUGCGUUGAGGUCCAAGACCUAGGCGAUGAUGAAUAUCUUAUCAUUAUCAAAUUCACCCCGACAGUACCCCACUGCUCACUAGCAACGUUGAUUGGUCUUUGUUUACAAGUCAAGCUCCAGAGAUGUUUGCCCUUUAAACACAAGUUGGAAAUUUACAUUUCUGAAGGAGCACACUCUACAGAGGAAGAUAUUAACAAACAGAUCAACGACAAGGAGCGGGUUGCAGCCGCCAUGGAGAACCCCAACCUGCGGGAGAUAGUGGAGCAGUGCGUGACUGAGCCUGAUGACUGAGGCCUCAGCACGCCUCACACGGACCAGAACCUCUGUGUUCAAAGGGCACUCAGUUAGCCAUGGGAGAGCGAGGCUUCCCCAAAACCUCAACGUAUGUGUAGCUAUCAUGUUACCACCGGUAACCCCAACUGAUUUGAGCCAAUCAUAGUGUUUUCGCCGAACUUUCUCAUCUCUGCUUUCAGUAGUUGACA